Messenger RNA from Homalodisca vitripennis (glassy-winged sharpshooter), 2301 nucleotides. RefSeq names its product DNA-dependent protein kinase catalytic subunit-like. NCBI's taxonomy places the organism in Eukaryota, Metazoa, Arthropoda, Insecta, Hemiptera, Cicadellidae. Bases 160 to 2190 code for a protein of 676 amino acids. The record is from RefSeq and is a predicted model, not a curated record. The transcript has 11 exons.
GCGGGACAGCCGAUUGCCUAAAAACCGAGUCUGCCAACUUGGCCAACGUGAUUUCUUGAUAAGCGAUAACAUAAUCAAGGUCCAAGUUUAUUAAGAACAAGAAUAUAGGCGGGAUAGUUGACUGUACUUUUCUACAAUCUCCCUCCAUAUGAACUGUUAAUGUUGUCAAUAAUGGAGGAUAAUUUGAUAGUGGAGAAUUCAGUUGUUAAAUUACUGACUUUGUUAAGGGACAAUUCAUUAAAUUGUAACAAGACAGCUGAACAUAUAGUUAAAUCAAUAUCUACAUUCUUUGGUAAUGAACAUUCCAAGUCAGAAUUAGAUCUAGCGUUCUCUCUACUCUUCAGACCAGAAAACAGUUUAUUGUAUUUUAUCGAAAAAGGAUUCUCCAAUAAAUCUCUUACAUCUGGGGUGAAGGAAGCGCUCACAUUAGUUUUGACAUUGUUUGACAAGUUUAAAGAUAACCUACCACAGCAUAUUCUAGCUAUCAAGGAAGUCUGCUAUAAAUGUGUCCGAGACUCAAAUUCAGCUGAUCUUCAAGGGAGGGCUUAUCAGAUUAUCACAGCGAUCGUCAGAUCUAAGGUGCCACUUCCACCCGAUGCAGAUCUCAAUGUCAGUGCCUUGGUUACAUUCAUCUUUAAUCAAAAACUGGGAUGCAAAAAAUCACUUUGUCCAACAGUGUUGGGGAGUAUCUAUGAGCUGUUUGGGGCCAUUGCCCAGCACUACCCUGCCAACUGCUCUGCUAGUACAAUCAACUCAGUGCUCCGAAAUGUACUUGCAGAACUCAAAAACCAGUUGAUAACUGCAAAGGAUGUGAAGACUCCUAUAAUCGAAGGAUGUAUGAUGGCCCUCAAAGGGAUGCUUGUACACUUCACCAGAGACUACAAUGAGGAUCCUGAAAACUCUAAAGAAAUCUACUCAUAUGUCCAGAAAGUCUGUGCCUUCCAAGAAAAUACCCAUCGCAAAACGUUUCAGCGAGCUGCUCUGGAGGUAUUAACUGUCCACCUAGACCAGAUGUGGAAGUGGGCUCUGGAGGACUACAGGUGGUGGCUGAAGGAGUUGCCCAUCUGGGCGGGACGGCAAGGGCAGGACAAGUAUACAGGGAUAGAUGCCCUCCGUGCCUUCCAUCGACGCUGUUGGACUCACUUAACUCAAUGCACGGAGAGCCUAGCUGACAAGGAGAUGGCACGGUUGCUGCUGGAUCAUUACAAGCAGACGUUCACCGACCCCUGUGCCGCGGCAUACGACCUGCAGCUGGCUGUGGAGGGGUUCGGUGCCUUGGCAUCUGUCGCUAGUCGACUGAUCGAGGACCAUGACCAGAACUUUGUCACUCUAAUGUUCAGGAUCAUCCUGCAGAGAGCGCAGACAGACUAUACAAAGAGUGAGGACAACAAUACUGAGCAACUGGGCAGGUAUCUGGAGUCCCUGUCCAAUAUAUGCAGAGAGUUAAAGACUAUCAACACAGACCAGUUGGCAGCACUGCAGCAGCUGACAAGGCUCUUCAUGGCCAACUAUCCCCACAACAACAAGAGAACACAGUCCAUGGCUGUCAGUGCGCUGUGUACCACUAUUCUCAACAUGAGCCUUUGUGAGGGUCAGCUACUGGACAGGUUCCUCUAUCCAGUCAUCUAUCAGGGGAUCUUAGUUACCUGUGGACAGUGUCUGGCUGAAGAGGCAGAGCUGAGGAGAGAGGUCACAGGGCAAGAAGUGGUCACCUACCAGAACUUCUUGUCUCUCUGGACAGGCCUCUUCAGUCUAGGAUACGAGAACAGAGUCAAAAUAUCAGGAGUCACUCCUAGCUUAAGAAGACACAUUUUUGGGAAGCUGCAUGAUUGUUUGAUCAAGUCUUUGAUAGAAAUCUUAAGCAAGCUGGAUGUUGAAUACCAAAAGCAAAAUACAGAAGAGUUGGAAAUGAAAGCAGACCCCGAGAGUAGUCUUAGGGGUACCAAGCCGGAGGACCACAACAUACUGUGUAAUCUCGCCAACCUGUACAAGGACUUGCUGCGGGCGAUGGAUGGGGAACAGCUGACCAGGUGGUUGCCCGAGCUCAUCACCACCAUCAUCAACCACUCUGUGCAGCUGCCGCUAGUCAGUGGCUUCUACAAGUUACUGGCUGCUGUGCUUGGUGUGGCUGACCGCACCAACUACUUCCAGGUCUGUGUGUCGACUGCUUUUGUGUCAUUCUGGUCAUGAUUUUUGCAAGCCACCUAUUUUUUUAUACUUUUAAAUCACAUUAUGAUUGGUUAACACUCUAAUCGGUAUCUACUAUGUAUACGUGGUGUGGGGACAACUCUGAAAAUAUGG